Messenger RNA from Lathyrus oleraceus (garden pea), 1319 nucleotides. RefSeq lists its product as uncharacterized. NCBI's taxonomy places the organism in Eukaryota, Viridiplantae, Streptophyta, Magnoliopsida, Fabales, Fabaceae. The transcript has a single exon. The record is from RefSeq and is a predicted model, not a curated record. The coding region runs from base 336 to 1088 and encodes 250 amino acids.
ACUUAUUUUUCUCAUGCUUUUCUUUCAUAUCUAUAAAUUAGACCAAAACAUCACCACUCAUUUCCGAAAAAUAUAACCAAACCUCAAACAUAAUACAGAACAAAAAACAGAGAUACUCUGUUUUCAGAUUCUAACUCACACUUCAAUUUUUUUAUAUCAAACAGUUUUACUCAAUUCCAUGCUUCUAAUCCCAAACACCAUUGCAGUUUCUCUAGAAUCUGCUUUCAUAUACAUUGUUUACCAGCACAAAUUCUCAGUUCCUUUUAUCUAAAAAACAGAACAGAGUAACACAAAAAACAGAGCCUGUUCUGUUUUGUUCUGUUCCAUUAAGAAAAAUGGGUUCAGUCGUUUUGCACAAGCACAAAGCAGUGAAAUCCAACAAAGUUCAGAAACAUAGUCAGCUUCGAAAGAUUACGGAUUUGUUGAGGUAUGUUGAGAUGUGUGUUGUGUUGGUUUUGAUUUCAAGGCUUUCGUUUCAACAACUACCAUUGGCUUUGAAGAGUUCAAGCGAGUAUUUUCGAGGGUUCGAGGUUAGUCCUGGACUUGUUUUUCUGAUUGGGAAUGUUAUUAUUAUCACGCUCUUUGCUCAAUCUGGUAUUUUCUCAAAUGAUUCUUCAAAGAGAAAAAGUUCGGAACAUGAUAUGUAUCUCGAGUUUCUCCAGAAUAGCAACAUGUAUCAGAGAAUCCAAGGUUCUGAUCAGAGAAAAUCGAGUGUGAAAGUGGAGAGUAACGUAAAGGGUCGUCGAAUAAUAGACGAAAGCAUGGUGAAAAUCUCUGAGAAAGAUGUUAAGAAAAGUGAUGAACAGGGGAUGAAAACAGAGAUGGAUUUGGAAGUGAAGGAAUAUAGGAGGUGUCAAUCGGAAAUUGAGUUGGUGAGGGGUGUGGAUAGUGAUAAUGAGAAGGAUCAGAAAGUGCUGCAAAGGUGUGAGAGUGAGAAUGAAAAAAGAAAGAUGAGAAGCAUUGAAGUUGAUAAAGAGAAGAAAAAGAUGGUGAAGAAAUCGAGUUUAUAUCCUGAAGAUGGAAUGAGCAAUGAUGAAUUUCGUCGCACUGUGGAAGAAUUCAUUGCAAGACAACAGAAGCUUCGAUAAAUGGAGUUCAAAGCUUUUAUUUUUCCUAGCUAAUUUCUAUGGAAUUAGUAUCAAGAAUUGGAUUGGAUUGUAAUUUGUAGACUAAGAAGAUAAACCCUUUUCUGUUUUUUUUUUGUUCUUUUUAAUGAACAAACAAAUAUGUGAUGUAUUUUGUAUCAUCAUGUAAAUUAAGAUCAAAGGAAGUGUGUAAAUAACUUCUUGGAUAAUAAAAACUUGUGCUCAUUUAUUUAA